Dioscorea cayenensis subsp. rotundata (Guinea yam) is the source of this 1485-nucleotide messenger RNA. Its product is annotated as cinnamoyl-CoA reductase 1-like. The record is from RefSeq and is a predicted model, not a curated record. The coding region runs from base 52 to 1110 and encodes 352 amino acids. The transcript is spliced from 5 exons. Lineage: Eukaryota; Viridiplantae; Streptophyta; Magnoliopsida; Dioscoreales; Dioscoreaceae. Gene Ontology annotation, molecular function: oxidoreductase activity, acting on the CH-OH group of donors, NAD or NADP as acceptor.
GUGAGUUCUUAUCCCUUCUCUUCAAUCCUCCUAAAUUUCUUCAUAACAAAGAUGAGCACCACUUCUCACAUCCGCAAGAACGGAGAUGCAAUUCCGGUGGCCGCCAGUCAUGAUCUCCGGCGACAGACAGUGUGUGUGACUGGUGCCGGCGGGUUCAUCGGAUCAUGGCUUGUGAAACUUCUACUUCUCAAGGGAUACAACGUUAGAGGGACAGUCCGAAACAUAGAGGAUAUGAAGAACUUGCACUUGAAAGGAUUGGAAGGAGCUGAGGAAAGACUGAUAUUGUACAAAGCUGAUGUGUUGGAUUAUGAAAGCAUUUGUUUGGCAUUUGACGGUUGCGAUGGCAUCUUCCAUGUUGCUUCUCCGGUGACCAAUGAUCCGGAAAAGGUGAAAGUGGCGGUGGCGGGCACAAUGAAUGCAGUUAAUGCGGCAGCGAAAUCCGGUGUUCGCCGAUUUGUAUUCACUUCUUCAAUUGGAGCUGUUCACAUGAACCCUAACAGAAGCUCAGACGCUGUCUUGGAUGAAAAUUGCUGGAGUGAUCUUGAAUACUGCAAGAAAACAAAACAUUGGUACUGCUAUGGAAAAAUGUUGGCGGAGCUCGUGGCAAUGGACAUAGCUAAAAAAAGAGAGUUGGAUUUAGUGGUGGUAGUACCUCCACUGACAGUGGGACCAAUGUUACAACCCAUAUUGAAUGCAAGUUGCUUUAGGGUUUUCACUUACAUGAGAGGAACCAAAAAAGCAUACCGUAAUGCUGUCAUGGCCUUAGUUGAUGUUAAGGAUGUUGCUCAAGCUCACAUACAUGUUUAUGAAGUAGACCCUAAUGCUUCAGGCCGAUAUUUAUGCAUAGCAACAGUGGUUCACCGAAGCAAAUUUGUUCAAAUGCUUUCAGAGAUGUUUUCAAAGUAUCCCAUCACAAAUGAGUGUGAAGAUAAGGUAAACCCAAGGGUUAAGCCUUACAAAUUUUCAAACAAAAGACUUCAGGAACUUGGACUAGAGUAUACACCAAUAAAGAAAAGCCUAUAUGAAACAGUCGAGAGCUUGCAAGAGAAGGGCCACCUCCCUCCUGCUCACAUGCUUCUUGUGUCACCAAGAAUUCCUUCUUCUCUUUAAAAUAUUUAUGGCACCUGUUUGUUUACUCCUAACUGUCUCUUGUGGAAAAAGACCAAAUGAAAUGAAAAUUUUCUCCAAGCAAGAAAGAGCUGAGGUAACUAUUUAAUCGUAUAAUAUUGAGUCUGCUUUUAAUUUUUUCCUAAGAAAUAAGUGAAGUAUUUCAUUGCAGUCUCACAUGUCUCAUACACCCAAACUAAGUUCUUUAGUAUGACUUUAGUCCCACAUAAAAUGUGGAGAAGUCUUUUUCCUCACCUUAUAUAGGUUUUGUAUCAUUAGUACUUUGAUUAGGGUUUUAAGAGAGCAUUAGGCUAUGUUUUACACCACACGCGUGCACGCUUGGCUGGCUAUUCAUGUUUUGCUUCCUAACUUAAUUUU